Messenger RNA from Paramecium pentaurelia, 1204 nucleotides. The record is from the annotation of a GenBank genome assembly. NCBI's taxonomy places the organism in Eukaryota, Ciliophora, Oligohymenophorea, Peniculida, Parameciidae.
AUGGACUAGACUCAUAAAUCAAUCAUUACAGAAAUCUUACCAAAUACUAAGAGAACUCUUGAGAGGAGAUAGAAGCAAUUAGAGGAGGAAUAGAAGAAGAAAAAAGAGGUUUCAUUAUAAUUUAUAUAAUUAUUUAGUAAGAGACACAAUAAAAAGAGUAAGCAGAAAAGUAAAAGAAAUUCCAAUAAUAUUUGAUUGAAUAAGAAAGAAUUAAGAAAUAAGAAGAAGAUAGAAAAAAAGAAGAAGAAAAAAGAAGUUAAGAAGAAAUAUAAUAAAUGAAUACAUUAAAAGGUGAGUAUGGUAAUAUGAUGAUUGAUUUGGCUACUGGGGAUUCUAAAUUAGAUUAUACUAUUUCAGGAUUAGAUCUGAGACCAACAUAAAUUAGAGUUUUAGUGAAGGUUACAGAAAAUAAUAAUACAUUAAAAGGUUUAUCAAUGAGUAGGAAACGUAUAGGAGAUGAAGAAGGAUAAGAGAUUGCAGCAAGUUUAGAAAAAAAUAUGGUGUUAGAAAGGUUGAUAUUCUAAUCUAUAUUAGAUUAGAAUUAGAAGGUAACAAUCUUGGACCAAAAACAUUAGUUUCCAUUUCAAAAUUAUUAGAAAUCAAUAAAUCUAUUCGAGUUAUUGAUUUAGAAAAUAAUAAUUUAACAAAUCAUGACAAAGAUAGAAAUACUUAUGAUUAUAGUGGAAUAUAUGCUUUAUGUGAAGCUAUAGAAAAAAAUGAUACUCUUUUAUAAUUAAAUCUAUGUAAUUGUAAACUAGAUGAGAAAUGUGGUGAAGCUUUGGCCAAUGCUUUAAGAGAUAAUACAAGUUUAAUUUGUUUAGAUAUUACUGAAAAUCCAAAAAUGAAUUUAAAUGAUGUUAGAAAAUGUUAGGAUUAUUUGAUUAGAAAUAAAAAGAUUUAUGAUGAUGAACGAUAUAGAGAAUUUUAAGAGAGAUAAAGAAUUAGAAAUGAAGAUUAAACUUCUACUAUUUAAAUGUAAGAUAAGGAAAAGACUAUUACAGCUUAAGAGGGUAUUGAAUAAAGGUAUAUUAAUUAAUUGAUUAUAUCUAGAAUGAAUGCUAGAAGAUUAGAAUUGGAAUAAAAUUGGAAAGAAGAAUUAGAGAAGGAGGCUAAAUUAAAAGAAAAAACUGUGCACAAUUUAAUGAAAUAAGCUAAAUUACUUGGAAAAAAGAAAGGUAAAGGAGGAGGUGCUAAAAAAAAGUGA